AUGCUCGCCAGAGCAGUCUCUUCACAGCCCUCACGGACCCUCAUACGCUGCCGGGAACGAUGUACUCAACAGUGGCUACCUAGACUGGCCGUACAGCCCGCUUCCGCCGCCAUACAAUCGCUCACCCCAGCCCGGAGAUCCUACGCCACGAAGAAGGUCCUCCGGCGAUCCCCGACCGUCGUGAGGGCCGAAAGGGCCGCCGAGCGCAGCCGCACUCCAGCACUUGCGGCCAACACCCAGGACUCGGACCUCUACGACCCAGCCUCCGUUCCGCCCCUCGACUACUUUGAAAACGCCGCCGUCGUCGUGCCCACCGGGUUCCUAUCGCCCCAGGCAGCCAGAGACCUCAUCCUUCAGUACAUCACAGUCAUGCUGAAAGAGAAAGACAGGAUCCCCUGGAGGGCCAUACUGCAGGAGGCCCUGCACAACGCAGCAUGCCUCCUCCUCUCCUCCCCGCGCCUGCCGGAGCAGUGGAUCCUCGGCCUGCACAUGCUCCACGUCGCCUCGGAGCAGGGCCACCUCCCCUCCACCCUGACCAUCGUCUCCUUCCAGAACCAGGUCCGGCGCGACAGGGAGCCCCCCGAGCGCGCGGCGUGGCUCACGCGCGCCGCCCAGAAGCGCUUCGACGCCUACCUGGCCUCCGCCGAGGGCCAGCGCGACCCGGACGCCCUGACGCUCGCCGGCCUCGCCGCCGCGCGCGAGGGCGACGACGCCCGCGCGGCGAGGUGGCUCCGCCGCGCCGUCGAGCACGGCGCUCACCUCGCACUCCUCCCUGCGG
Molecule: messenger RNA, 778 nt
Organism: Thyridium curvatum
Lineage: Eukaryota; Fungi; Ascomycota; Sordariomycetes; Thyridiales; Thyridiaceae
Exons: 2
Source: RefSeq, a predicted model, not a curated record